GUGGAUCAAGCUCUUCUUCAUAGAGCUGAGGCACCAGAGACUGAUUUCAUGGCUGAGAGGACCCUGGCACGCAUCCCAAGGUGACAGGAAAUUUUUUUGUUAGAAUUGUUUGGCAGGUCAACAAGGACAUUCAACUUUCAAUAUCCGCUCUUCUUAUAAGAUUACUAAUCAGAUUCGGAUACGAUAGAAACUAGAAAGAAAGAUUAAGCAAAGAAACCAAGACCAUGAACGAUCUAUUAAGGACUUCCUUCUCAGGCUUCAAACGCCACAUCGACGACGAUGCUAUCUUCGUCGACAUAGAGCUGUCGCCGGCGACUGAAAACGUGGGAGGGGGAGUGAAUCUGGACAAGUUUUUCGAAGAUGUAGAAGGAAUUAAGGAUGAGUUUAAGGAACUGGAGAGGGUGUACCAGCGACUCCUCCAGUCUCAUGAGGAGAGCAAGACUCUCCACAACGCAAAGUCCAUGAAAGAGCUACGCUCACGAAUGGACUCCGACGUGUCGGCGGCGCUCAAGAAGGCGAAGCUCAUCAAGGUCCGGUUAGAGGCCCUUGAGAGGGCCAACAUCGAGAACUGCCGCCUCCCCGGAUGCGGACCCGGCAGCUCAUCUGAGCGUACACGGAGCUCGGUGGUGAGUGGGUUGAAGAAGAAGAUGAAGGAAUCCAUGGAUGGGUUCAACAGGUUGAGAGAACAGAUGUCUCGGGAGUACAGAGAGACGGUGGAGAGGAGGUACUACACGGUGACCGGAGAGAAGCCGGAGGAACAGACGGUGGAGGUGCUGAUAUCGACGGGGGAGAGUGAGAAGUUCCUUCAGAAGGCGAUAGAGAAACAGGGGAGGGGACAGGUAUUGGAUAUCAUAGGGGAGAUUCAGGAGAGGCAUGACACGGUGAAGGAGAUAGCAAGGAACCUUAAUGAGCUGCACCAGGUGUUCUUGGACAUGGCUGUGCUGGUGGAUCAUCAAGGGGAAGAGAUAGAUGAUAUAGAGAGGCAGGUCAUUAGGGCCAACUCAAUCGUUAGGAGUGGGACGCAACAGUUGCAGAAGGCCAAGAAUACGCAGAGGAACACCAGGAAAUGGACACUCAUUGGGAUCAUUCUAUUACUCAUCGUUCUCCUCGUUAUCCUUCUGCCCAUCCUCCUUGGAAAGUAAGGAUGGAGUAAUUUUUAAUUUCUUUUCUCUCAUUCUUUCUUUCUUUGCGUUCUGCCAAGGAAUAACCAUGCCAUCAUGUAUGAUUUUGUUAUCCUUGUACUUAUACACUUGUAUUGUACUUGCACUGCACCUCUCUAGGCCUAUAUAUAG
This is a messenger RNA of Macadamia integrifolia, 1292 nucleotides long. Its product is annotated as syntaxin-121-like. The coding region runs from base 225 to 1142 and encodes 305 amino acids. The transcript has a single exon. The record is from RefSeq and is a predicted model, not a curated record. Gene Ontology annotation, molecular function: SNAP receptor activity; SNARE binding. NCBI's taxonomy places the organism in Eukaryota, Viridiplantae, Streptophyta, Magnoliopsida, Proteales, Proteaceae. Gene Ontology annotation, biological process: intracellular protein transport; vesicle fusion; exocytosis. Gene Ontology annotation, cellular component: plasma membrane; SNARE complex; endomembrane system.